AUGCUGUUCUGCCCGACAUGCGCUAAUCUCCUCGUCAUAUCCUCAGAAACAGGGUACAAUAAAUGGGCAUGCAAUUCCUGUCCAUACGAGUUUCCCAUCUCGAAGCAGAUGACUUCCCGUUCGCGUAUGACGCGCAAGGAAGUAGACGACGUACUCGGAGGAGAGGAGACCUGGAGAGAUGCUGAUUCUACUGCAAUCACUUGUGACAAGUGCAGUCAUCCUCGCGCAUAUUUCUAUCAGUUACAGAUCCGAUCUGCGGAUGAGCCCAUGACGACAUGUAUCUCCAGAUGCGCCGGCUGUGCCUAUCAAUGGCGCGAAAAUUAA
Messenger RNA from Suillus plorans, 324 nucleotides. RefSeq lists its product as uncharacterized. NCBI's taxonomy places the organism in Eukaryota, Fungi, Basidiomycota, Agaricomycetes, Boletales, Suillaceae. Gene Ontology annotation, cellular component: RNA polymerase III complex. The record is from RefSeq and is a predicted model, not a curated record. The transcript has 4 exons. Gene Ontology annotation, biological process: DNA-templated transcription; termination of RNA polymerase III transcription. Gene Ontology annotation, molecular function: DNA-directed RNA polymerase activity; zinc ion binding; nucleic acid binding. Bases 1 to 324 code for a protein of 107 amino acids.